This is a messenger RNA of Sparassis crispa, 1500 nucleotides long. RefSeq lists its product with no specific name. The coding region runs from base 1 to 1500 and encodes 499 amino acids. The transcript has 3 exons. The record is from RefSeq and is a predicted model, not a curated record. NCBI's taxonomy places the organism in Eukaryota, Fungi, Basidiomycota, Agaricomycetes, Polyporales, Sparassidaceae. Gene Ontology annotation, molecular function: protein binding.
AUGCCUUUCUCUCUGAGGCGUCCUCGCCCUCACAAGCCGUCUCGUUCAAUAUUCGAUGUAAUAAAAUCCAUAUAUGCUCCUGAGAGGAAGAAUGUGGCCCAUCUCCAAAUAUAUUCUCAAACUCGCUCUUCCAGUAACUUCCUGCGAGCACAUCCCAUCACCCUAUUGCCAAACGAGAUCUUAGGGUUCCUCUUCGUUCUUGGAGCACAAGAUGAUGACAUGCUGCCUAUGCGGGUCUCGCAUGUAUGUAGAACUUGGCGCGAUCUAGCCCAGCAUACACCUGCGCUGUGGAGGCGCAUCAGCCUCGACUCGCGCUCUUACAUGUGGACGCAGCGCAUACUACGAGCGAAGGCGUGCACUCUCGACAUAGAGCUUGUUCCUCCACUCUAUCGGGCAACCCGCAUCCAAUAUCACGAUGCACAGGCAGUCUUACUGUGCAUGCACCUCAUCAUGCCCCACAUCUCUCGCUGGCGUUCACUCGAGAUCAGGUUUGCCACAUACGCCCCGUAUCUGUGGAAUGCGGCGCUAUCUGCGUGUUGUGGGCAUAGUCCCAGACUGCGCGCAUUCGCUUUACAGGAGCUUAUACUGGUCUACCCUGGAAAUGACGACACGAAGGAGUUUGCCUUAUUCGACGGCGUCGCACCACGGCUUCGCAAGGUCACUCUAUGUGGCAUCCGACUGGCGUGGCUGCCGUCCCUAUUUCAGCACCUCACCUCCCUCGAUUAUACCCACCAUGGUUUCACUCAAGCGAACGAGGCGGUUUCAGAAAUUUUGUACAUGCUCAAUGUCUCUGCGUGUCUGCGAGAGUUGCGGCUUACCUUUCCGUGGACAGCAGACGGUAUAGCUAGCCGCGUGGCGCCUUCAUCGCGCUCAGUACAUUUGCCAUUCCUCCGCACGCUCGAGCUGCACAUUGAGGGCCGUACCAUCCCCUCCAUGGUCCUCUAUCUUCUUGCGUACGUCUCUCUUCCCGCUGUGCAUACCUUCCGUCUUUCCUCCCGUCCGGUUUUCGACUUUCACCGCCCUCAGCCGACGGUUUUUCCCCACUUGCGCCGCGUUCUGCGCGUCCUGCCGCCGCUUGUCACGCUCGAAUACCUCUACCUUGAACAUUGCUGGCUCGAUGCACACUUCACAUGUGCGCUUGUGCAGAGCCUGCCUCGCCUGGCGCAUCUUACUCUACGUGGGACGCUCAUUCUCGAUUCGCUCCUUAUCGCUCUUGGUGGGGUACUUUGGGGACGGGUGCGUAGUACUGGCGUGUGUCUGCAGUUGCUGGAGCUCGUUCAGUGUGAACUCGCGUCGGGCCAGGGGUUGGUGGCCGCUGUCAGCCGCAGGGCUCGUACUGCCUCGUGUAUCUCCGAGGUACACCUUCGGGACUGUGUGGGUAUUGAUCUGGUGGCCGUAGGCAGCCUGAGAAGGAGUGGCGUCAGAUUAAAGAUUUGGAAGCAUGGGGCAGAGGUUGACACUGCGAAGCUUGGGACGGUCUCUCGCCGGGGAGUUCACUAG